AACCCAGACCUUGACAGUGCACUCAGUAACUGAAUGAUUUUGUUUUGAAGUCUGUAAGCUCAAGAGCUAAAGAAAUCAAAAAAGGUCUCUUCAAGAGAAGUUGACAGCAAUGGCUCACCCUCAACUAUACCUACCAAAAACUUUUAAGAUGGCUUAUGGAAAAGUUGGCCAGUACAGAAGAUUUCAACAACUCAAAAAGAAAAAUGGCUCUUUCAAAAAGAAGGGGAUUGAAAGAUGGCAUAGAGCUGUGUCUACCAACUUAGUAAAGCAAAACAUAUUGGUCCCCAAAGAGGAAUCAUCCAGUGAUAGUGACAUACGAUUUUGUAAAAGCCAACGAAAUCAGAAACAAAACUUGAUGAAGAAAGUGAAGACUGCUUUUGGGAGGAUGCUGCCAUACAAGCAUAGAAGCAAGCUAGCAAGUUCCAGCAAAGAGGACUCCACUGACAAUAAGGAAGCUCUCCUUUCAAACAUACAGAGCCUUCUUCCCAGAACUGUCAGGGAACUUCCAUCUCCAAGGUUAUUUGCCAAAUCAAAGAUGAGAAAGCUCGCAGAGAAUGCGACUAUACAAUUUGAUGUUGUAGAGGCAGAGACAGAGGAGAUAACCCAAGGAAAUACACUCCUCCGGGCCAGGAGAACCACCAAGCGAUUAUCUGUGACGUCUCUCCCUUCAGGACUGCAAAAGGGUCCAUAUUCAUCAAAAAAGAGACCACACUUUCCAGCACUUAGAAAAAAAAAACAUGGCAUGGAAAACAUCCUCCAAAAAUCAGAUUUGACAGUGGGAAAGCUUCAAAUGCAGGUGGAUGACCUCAUAGAAACAGUGACUGAUAAAUCCAUGAGGCUAUUGGCCCAAAGACACGCUGAGCUUCAACAGUGUGAGUUUCUAGGAGAUGAAAUUCUUCAGUCUUCUAAGCAGUUCCAGAGGAUAUCCAAAAGAACCAUGAGGAAAUACAGAUUGAAAAAUGUGUGUUUCUCAUGUACCUACUGCUGCUUCUGAUUUUGUUCCUGACUGUAUAAAAGUUACCUCUAUAGAGAUUCUUAUC
Molecule: messenger RNA, 1040 nt
Organism: Carlito syrichta (Philippine tarsier)
Lineage: Eukaryota; Metazoa; Chordata; Mammalia; Primates; Tarsiidae
Exons: 5
Coding region: 110-994 (294 amino acids)
Source: RefSeq, a predicted model, not a curated record